This is a messenger RNA of Fragaria vesca subsp. vesca, 2558 nucleotides long. RefSeq names its product protein FAR1-RELATED SEQUENCE 8-like. The coding region runs from base 1 to 2235 and encodes 744 amino acids. The record is from RefSeq and is a predicted model, not a curated record. NCBI's taxonomy places the organism in Eukaryota, Viridiplantae, Streptophyta, Magnoliopsida, Rosales, Rosaceae. The transcript is spliced from 2 exons. Gene Ontology annotation, biological process: regulation of DNA-templated transcription. Gene Ontology annotation, molecular function: zinc ion binding.
AUGACCGGCGACGAUCCCACUUUUUCUCCGACCAACCGGGCCUUGUCUCUGAGCACCGACCUCCACAUCACCAUAGAGGAAGGUUCUCAAAACAGCGAGCAACUUCUGGAGGACGAAAAUAAUGACCUUGGGAAUGAUUGCGAGCAGUUGUUUGGGAUUGAAGGGAAUGAGCCUGAAAGUGAAAGAGAUGAUACAAGUGAUCAGUUUUUUGAGAUUGAUAGCAAUGACAAUGAAAAUGACAGGAGUGAGCUGAAUGAGCAGCUGUUUGAAAUUCAAGGCAAUGACCAUGAGAUGAGCGGGAAUGAUGAUACUGUAAUUGAUAUUCAAAAUGGCGGAUCUCAAGAAAAGGUUUAUCCCCAACCAGUUGUGGGUUUGGAGUUUGAUUCAUAUGAUGAUGCUUACAAUUAUUAUAAUUGUUAUGCCAAGGAACUUGGAUUUGCCAUCAGGGUGAAAUCUUCAUGGACAAAACGUAACAGCAAAGAAAAGCGGGGUGCAGUUCUAUGUUGCAACUGUGAGGGUUUCAAAACAAUGAAAGAAGCAAACAAUCGCAAGAAAGAAACCAGAACUGGUUGUCCAGCAAUGAUAAGGUUGAGACUAGUGGAGUCUAACAGAUGGAGGGUGGAUGAAGUCAAGCUUGAUCACAACCAUUUAUUCGAUCAUGAAAGAGCUCAGAACUCCAAGUCUCACAAGAAGAUGGAUUCUGGGGCUAAAAGAAAGAUGGAGCCAACACUUGAUGUUGAAGUACGCACUAUCAAGUUAUAUCGGACACCUGGCACAGACAUAGUUGGAUAUGGAAGCUCAAACUCCUAUGAAGGAGAAAGUAACAACUAUGUUGAUGUAUUCAAGAGAUUGAAACUCAAACAAGGAGAUGCAAGAGCAAUUUACAAAUAUUUCAGUCGCGUACAGCUGACUGAUCCUAAUUUUUUCUAUGUGUAUGAUCUCAGUGAUGAAGGGAGUUUGAGGAAUGUGUUUUGGAUUGAUUCUAGGUCGAGAGCUGCAUACAGUUACUUCGGUGAUGUAGUUGCAUUUGACACCACAUGCUUGUCAAACAAUUAUGAGAUUCCACUCGUGGCAUUUGUUGGAGUAAAUCACCAUGGGCAGACAAUUUUGCUUGGUUGUGGUUUGCUUGCUGAUGAGACACUGGAAACAUAUAUAUGGUUAUUUAGGGCAUGGCUUACUUGUAUGUCUGGUCGCCCUCCACAGACUAUCAUCACAACCCAGUGCAAGGCCAUUCACAGUGCUAUUGUAGAGGUAUUUCCUAGGGCUCAUCAUCGUCUUUGUACUUCACAUGUUUUGCAAAGCAUUCUUGAGAAUAUGGAAGCACUGCAAGACUAUGAGGCAUUUCAGAUGAUUUUGAGUAGAACUGUAUACGACUCAUUGAAAGUGGAUGAGUUUGAAUCAGGAUGGGAAGAUAUGAUCCAGAGAUUUGGAAUUAGGAAUCAUGAAUAUCUUCAAAGUUUGUAUGAAGAUCGUGAACGUUGGGGUCCAGCUUACUCAAAGGAUACAUGUUUUUCUGGAAUGCCCGAUUUUCAAAAUGGUGAGUCCACAAGGCCAUUUUUUGAUGGUCAUAUUCAUCAAAAAACUUCUUUUGAAGAGUUUUUCAAGGUUUAUGAUAUAGUUUUGGAAAAUAAGCGUCAGGAAGAAGCUCAUAAUGAUGUAGAGUCCAGAGACUUGAACCCCAUAUUGAGAACGAGGUGCUAUUAUGAGUUGCAGCUCUCUAAAUUCUACACAAAAGAUGUAUUCAGAAAGUUCCAGCAUGAGGUUGCAAUGAUGUCUUCCUGUUUUAGCAUUACUCAAGUUCAUACAAAUGGACCAAUAGUGACAUACAUGAUCAAAGAACGUGAAGGGGAGGAAAUUUUGAGGGGUGUUAGGAACUUGGAAGUUAUGUAUGACAAAGCUGGAGCAGAAGUUCGUUGCAUGUGCAGUUGCUUUAAUUUAAAUGGGUACCUAUGCCGACAUGCCUUAUGUAUCCUCAACUAUAAUGGUGUGGAAGAGAUACCAUUUCAGUAUAUCUUUUCACGAUGGAGAAAAGACUUUAAGCGCUUGUAUGUACCAGAUCUUGGCUCCAAUAAUGUUGAUAUCACGAACCCAGUUCAGUGGUUUGAUCAUUUGUAUAGAAGAGCAAUGCAAGUUGUUCAGGAAGGGAUGAUUUCUCAUGAUCAUUAUAUGGUAUGUUGGCAGGCAUUUAAAGAGUCUUUGAACAAGGUCCGUCUUGUAGCAGACAAGCAGGUAUAGCUAAUACCGAUGUGUAUAUAAAGUUCCAAAUUCCAAUGCUCCUCACUGCAGUGGUGCUAUUUGACUAGAGAUCAAUAAGCAAAGACAGGAGAGAGAGAAAUGGUGUAGCGUUUAUGAAAUAGUGAACGAAGGAAGACAAAUGCAUACCAAGAAUUCAGAGAGUAGGAUCUCCUCCAGUUACUAUGUCAGAAUCAGGUUCAAGCUAUUCAUGACAAUCCAGUAAUAAAUUCUCCUUCGAGCAUUUACAAACAAGUAAGAUUUACUGUAAACUUAAUACAUGUAUAAUAAUUUCGUUCUAGGAAUUUAGAGAUCAAUAGUUGGAG